CUUUCUAGGUGUGCGAAAACUUUUAGCUUUUUGUUCACCUAGUAUGUACUUUAUUACCUUUUUUAUCCACGACUUUGACUUUAGAAGAGGACGCUCUUCAAUACUUCGAUUCGAUAUUUGCAACGUUGGGAACGACGUCGUGUUUUAAGUACGCUCUUUCAUCUAAAUUUUCUCCAUAUCGCACACAAAAAAUCAAAAUGCGAGCGGUCACUCACGCUUUUCUGACCGCCGCGGUCUAUCUUUUCACCGCAACCUGCAUCCUCCAUUUCGCAGGGGCAGCUACACCACAACCAGGCUCUCCUGGGGUAACAAGCCAGCAUGAUGAAGCGCCUGCGCCAGCACCUGAUUUUUUUGUUGCACAGACACUGGAAGAUGUCCGGCGUCUGCGUCUUUCAGCCCAGAACCAGAGCUUUCUUGCCUCGGAUCGUGCCCGGAAAUCUGUGCUCGAUGUGUACCAGGAGAAAAUUUUGAGCCGCAGCGUUGUGGAGCUACGCAUGACGAAGACACUACACGACACGCUGUACGGUAUGGAAGCAGACUUGCGCGCGUUUCGGACCCUGAUGCGCGAGCCGGCGACAGGUGGAGGUGGGCCCUGUAGUGUUCAGCAACACUCUCCUGGUGCGGCAGCCCACGGUUUUGGUGCAGCAUUUCUGCGUCCCAACUGCACGAAUGGUCCUGGUUGCCGUCGGAGCAUCGACGGAAUAUCAGAUGUGGGGGAGCUUUGCCCGAGUAGAAAAGCGGUUUUUGACAAAAGGUAUCGCGAACUCAAAGCGAAGUACUGCAAAGUGUUCUACGGCGCAAAUUACAUGGUACGCGGGACGAGUAGUUCGUCAAACAGCAUGCCGCUCGACAAGAAUAUCCAUCAAUGUCCGAAGACGCCAAAUGUUUCUGCGAAAGAUGAUGAACAGCACCUCCGACAAGCAGCACCGACGAGUCCGCGACAAAAUAAUUCCUCGUCCCCCCGAAUUUUUCAGUUUUUUGCGGACAGCUGGACCAGUUGCGGGCUGUUCCGGGAGCUUGUGUAUACGAAACUGGGCUUGUUUCUUACGCCUAACGCGGGCCACGCCCAAAUGACGCAGUUUGCGCGCGACCAGGCGCGAGCGUGCCACCGGGUGGCACCGCCGGUGGCGGAAGGGGAGUUGUGGCGGGAGGAGGACGUCGAGGGGGGUGUUGCUAGUAAAGAUUCUGAUGUUCGCUCCGG
This is a messenger RNA of Amoebophrya sp. A120, 1201 nucleotides long. Lineage: Eukaryota; Dinophyceae; Syndiniales; Amoebophryaceae. The record is from the annotation of a GenBank genome assembly.